CACACACACACACACCCAACCAUCAAGCCUCGGGUCUAAUGAAGUGUGGCGUUGUCAGUACAUUCAUCCAGGAGUUCCUCCGACUAUAUCAAUGACCAAAUCUGCUCACCAACUAUCCACUACAUUAACCAACUGAGUUUCUCCUCAACCCGGCGGAGGGACGCAUCCUACACGCCAGUUUCAGAUUAACAUGUUCCACACAGCCACCAAACGCUGUUUCACAAUCGAGUCUUUAGUGGCGAAAGACAGUCCUCUGUCGCCGGAGGAACCGCUCCGACCCACCGCUCUCAGUUAUCCGCCUUCCGCCGAUGCGUUCCCCAACACCUUCCAGACAGCGGGGCGCUCUCUGUACUCGGGGCCGGACCUAAUGUUCCAGGAGACGGUUAGUCACCCCUCGCUGCCUGUCCACCCCCACCAGCUCGGGACCCAUCACUUGCAAAGCCCACACCCGUUCUUCUCGUCUCAGCAUAGAGACCCCCUCAACUUCUACCCCUGGGUCUUAAGGAACCGAUUAUUCGGACACAGGUUUCAAGGGUCGGACGGUGCCCAGGACACUAUGUUACUGCAUGGACCUUUCGCCAGGAAGCCCAAGCGGAUCCGCACCGCCUUCUCGCCGUCGCAGCUGCUGCGCCUGGAGAGAGCCUUCGAGAAGAAUCACUACGUGGUGGGCGCUGAGAGGAAGCAACUCGCCAGCAGCCUGAGUCUGUCAGAAACCCAGGUGAAGGUGUGGUUUCAAAACCGGAGGACAAAAUACAAACGGCAGAAGCUGGAGGAGGAGGGCCCCGACUCCCAGCAGAAGAAGAAAGGCUCCCACCACGUCAGCCGCUGGAGGCUGGCCACCAAACAGUCCAGCCCUGAGGACAUAGACGUCACCUCGGAGGACUAGGCAGGAGAGGUGUGGCCAGCGAGCAGCGAGUGCGAGGGAGAUUUACACAAAUAGCAUAUGGACGUUUCCAACAGUUUAAGGAGAACAGAGAAGUAUUUUGCAGACCAACGCGUUGACGAUCAUUUGGGUGCCCUGAGCAAAAAAUAAAUGUUGUGGAGGCCAGAUCUGAAAAUGCACUUCGUGUCGCGGAUGGAAGUGUGAGGAUCUUUGCCAGUGACGUUUAACCAUCCGCUGUAUAUACAUAUAUAAAUAUAUAUUAUAUUAAAAGUUAUCUGAAAACAAUAAACUUUUUUAAUUUAUUUGAUGUUCCUCUUUGAGAUGUGGCUCUUGUAAGCAGAAAAGAGAGCUGCGAAGGUUUGAAAGCUUGGUCCUCUCAGCUGUCACGGUGUUGGGGGCGGCGGGUGGAGGGAACGAAACGGGAGCGGCCUGGUUUUCCAGAGAGGAGUUGUCGCUGUAUUCAGGUUGCGAGCUUGCUGUGUCCCACUGCCCACUAACGGGGACUUCCCGUGCGGGAAAUGUUUGCAGAGUCCCCCCCACCCCCCGCAGAAGCCCCGAUGUACGUGCAGUUAUGAGGGUGUCACACGUGUCAUUGCCAGGUAGAUGUGGUUAGUGGUUUACCCGUGACAUUUCCGCGUCUUCACCCGUGUUCUUGUGAAUCACCGACUGUCACCGGGACGGGGCCACUGCUCCCGCCAUCCCUUAAAUCCAGGACCUUAUUCACAAAACGUUCAACCUGUUGGAGGUGCAGUCUAAUCGAUCCCCAACUCCGACACAGACACAGACACACAGACACACACACACACACACACACACACACACACACUGUCACUCACACACACACAGACACACACACACACACACGCACACUUUCACACACACACACACACACACACUUUCACUCACACACACACGCUUUCUCACACACACACAUACACACACACACAUACACACGCACACAUACACGCUCACACACCCACACACAAACACACACACUUUCACACACACACACGCACACACUUUCUCACACGCACACGCACACAUACACGCUCACACACGCACACAGACACGCACGCACACUUUCACACACACACACGCACACAUACACGCUCACACACACACACACACACACACACACAGACACACACAAACACACACUCUCACACACACACACAUACACACGCACAUAUACACACGCACACAUACACGCUCACACACACACACACACACACGCACACACACACACACACACACACACACACACACACACACACUCACACACACACCCAUUAACGGGGAUACCUGUUGAGACAGCUCCUUGUGUUCUGGGUUGAUUCUCUAUGACGAGCCAGCCGUUGGUUGAACACACUCCCACUGGGCUGGGUUAACGUGGGCUCCUCACCGUGAGCCCAGGCUCUUUCCCCCUUCCCCGAAAGCCAAAUGUAAAUAGCUGUGAUGUAGUUCAUGAUCGAGAAAUGAUGUGUACGUUAGAAAGUUAACAAUUUAUCAUUUUGCUUCCCCCUGCGUUCUCAGUACACCAAUAAAGGAUUGUAA
Messenger RNA from Mobula hypostoma (lesser devil ray), 2437 nucleotides. RefSeq names its product empty spiracles homeobox 1 (gene emx1). Bases 191 to 886 code for a protein of 231 amino acids. The record is from RefSeq and is a predicted model, not a curated record. The transcript has 3 exons. Gene Ontology annotation, cellular component: nucleus. NCBI's taxonomy places the organism in Eukaryota, Metazoa, Chordata, Chondrichthyes, Myliobatiformes, Myliobatidae. Gene Ontology annotation, molecular function: RNA polymerase II cis-regulatory region sequence-specific DNA binding; DNA-binding transcription factor activity, RNA polymerase II-specific. Gene Ontology annotation, biological process: central nervous system development; regulation of transcription by RNA polymerase II; neuron differentiation.